This is a messenger RNA of Cervus elaphus (red deer), 4058 nucleotides long. It is a transcript of the gene RAB27A, whose product is annotated as RAB27A, member RAS oncogene family. The transcript is spliced from 7 exons. Gene Ontology annotation, cellular component: melanosome; secretory granule. NCBI's taxonomy places the organism in Eukaryota, Metazoa, Chordata, Mammalia, Artiodactyla, Cervidae. Gene Ontology annotation, molecular function: GTPase activity; GTP binding. The coding region runs from base 1288 to 1953 and encodes 221 amino acids. Gene Ontology annotation, biological process: melanosome transport; positive regulation of exocytosis. The record is from RefSeq and is a predicted model, not a curated record.
CCCUUCCUUAUCUUUUAGCCACCGCCAUUUUGGACUCCUUUUCCCUGUUCUACCUAACAAGAUCAUAAAAUCUGUUCCUAAAAACCUCCAACUAUCUAAAAGACCUUUUCCUGUCCCACCGGAUUCCCUGGAGCACAGAGUGCCUCACUCCACCCUGAACUCCUUCAGGGGUUGUUGAAGGUCAAUAGCUAUAGCAGCAUGGGGUUCAAUCUCCCCAUGGCAGAUGGCAAAUGCUCUUGGUAAGUGCCAAUUUGUAGUUGACACUACCUAGGAAUUGACUCUCUCAGGACCAGAAAGAGAGGCAUGGGCAGUAGCAGGAGUCAGAGCCAGGUACAUACAGAGGCUUCAAGCCUCCAUCAUGCUUCACUGUGCCAUCAGAUUUCACUUGUAAGACACAAAUUCAAAGAUAAAAUUACUGAAAAUUUUAAGACGGUGACUGCAGAACAAUAUAAUUCUGUGCGCUGGGCCCUGUGUGGUGUUCUGGCUGCAAGGCCAUGAAGUCAACCCUGAUGAUCACUACUUUUAUGUUCAAAUUGUUCCAGUUUUGUCAGUUGGAGUCCUUUCAAGCUAGCCCUGUUUUUUUUUUUUUUAAUGUUUAUUUCCAAUAUGAAGUGUUAUUUUUGAGCAUUUUCUGAAAAUAUAGUUCAACAAGUUAACAACUAGGUACAAAAUACUUAAGAAUAUACUUUGACAUUCACAGUGGACAUAUUUGAAAGGUAAGUUUUGUUAAUGUAGCUUAUAAACAAAAAUAUUUUGACAGUCCCAGUUAAAACAAGCAAGCUCUUAACUGAGGUUUAAUAUACUUGGUUUCUGUAACAACGUUCUGUUGUUUUCCUCUGGAUACACUUUCCUCAAAUUACUUUUUGAGUUUCCUCUGCCCAUGCCUUAAAUACUGACCAAUCCUCUGGAUUCUGCACCAAGUCCCCUUUUUACCGUUUCAGCACAUUUUCUAGACGAACUCAUUGCCUCUCACAUCUGAGUGGUAACAGCUCCAGUUCAUGUCUUCUGUGCUUCAGACCAGCUUUUUCAACUGCAUACUAAAAGAGUUUCACUUGGAUGUUCUGCUGGCGCUGGCAUGUCAGAGUUGAAAUGCCCUGGACUUGUUGAUUAUGGUCUAUUUCACUCUCCCUUCCUGUUGCUUUUGUCAGACAAAAGUAUCUUUUUAGAAGAGGACAUGUGAUUACAAGUUGCCUAAUUGUUGAAGUGUUGGAAACUCCAGUCUCUAAAGUUUUGGGGAAAUCAACCAGGAUUUAUACUUUGUCAAGGUGACACGCUGAGUUCUUCAUUAUGUCUGAUGGAGACUAUGAUUACCUUAUCAAGUUUUUAGCUCUGGGAGACUCGGGAGUAGGGAAGACCAGUGUGCUUUAUCAGUACACAGAUGGUAAAUUUAACUCCAAAUUCAUCACAACAGUCGGCAUUGAUUUCAGGGAAAAGAGAGUGGUGUACAGAGCCAAUGGGCCAGAUGGAGCUGUUGGCAGAGGUCAGAGAAUCCACCUGCAGUUAUGGGACACAGCUGGACAAGAGAGGUUUCGUAGCUUGACAACUGCCUUCUUCAGAGAUGCUAUGGGGUUUCUUCUGCUUUUUGAUCUGACAAAUGAGCAGAGUUUUCUCAACGUCAGAAACUGGAUAAGCCAGCUACAAAUGCAUGCAUAUUGUGAAAACCCAGAUAUAGUGUUAUGUGGAAAUAAGAGUGAUCUGGAAGACCAAAGAGUAGUAAAAGAGGAAGAAGCCAGAGGACUUGCAGAGAAAUACGGAGUCCCCUACUUUGAAACUAGUGCUGCCAAUGGGACAAACAUAAACCAAGCAAUUGAGACGCUCCUGGACCUGAUAAUGAAGCGAAUGGAACGGUGUGUGGACAAGUCCUGGAUUCCUGAAGGCGUGGUGCGUUCCAACGGUCACACCUCUGCAGAUCAGCUGAAUGAAGAAAAGGAGAAGGGGUCAUGUGGCUGUUGAAGGGGCUAGUGAGCUGAACAGCCAUUCAAGGGGCCCAUGUCUGUGACCUUCCCUAUGGUGAUACAUGACUCAGAGAGAGACAAACAGGCCUUGCGUACAAACUGCUUCUCACCAUCCCAAUUAAACCUAUCAGUAAAGCAUCCUGUUUUAAAAUUACUUUGCUGCAGCUUUGUAAAUAUUCUUUAAGAUUCAGCCUGAGAGUUAGGCAAAAUAUCUCACAUAGCCAAAAGUGCCUUAUAAGACAUUAGCCUCAUGGCAGUAGAUCAUUCAAGGAUUCAGGAUUUUGUAGCCACAGAACAGCGCAUUUAUUAUGUAGAAUGACUGAAGAUACCAUCCCUGCUUUACCAUAGAUAGGCCCAGAGUCUCACCUUUGAGAUCUUAGAAGGUCUUUUACGCAGUCUUUAACGCAGAUUUAAGACCCUUCUUGUACCACAGGGGACUUUCUAAAAUGUCAUCUAAACAAUUUAAAUGUUAAAUAAGAAUAUACACAAAUGAUGGUUCAAUGUCUUGAGUAUAAUUUAUGUAAGCAUUCUCUUUAAAAUGAAUAUAGGACAAAUGAUUGGCCCUGGAUAAACUGGAUUGAUCAAUUUCAUGCUCACUGUGGCUAUUUUUGGUGGGAAGGGUCUUGAGAGUAAGGACUGGGAUGGUCUAGUGUUCUGUAAGCGACUGAAGUGGGGACUUCCGGCUCCCCGCUCGAUUCCCUUUGCUCUGAAAGGUUGAUUGAAGGGUCAGGGAAUUAGAUUUUUAUGCCUUUAGUUCACAGUGAUCUGUGCAUUUAUACUUGGCCUAUGUGCUGGCCCUAUCUGAACAGAGCUGGUGCUUAUGUUGAAGUUAUUUGUGAUAAGCAAAUAUUUAGCUUCUUUUUCUCAUAUUUAUAAUGUUGGUCUGGCAUCCUCAGGCUGCAGUUUCAAUUAGCUUAUGAAUGACUCAUCAUUUUUUUUUCACCAUCAGGAUCUAUCUUGUUGAUCUUUGAAACUUGUUUUGUUUUUAUAUGGGUGGAAUUGAAGGAAUUAGUUUAUAAUUACAUAACAUGUCUGUUUAUACUGUUUGGUGGAAGAUGAAUGUUGGUAUUUAAGCAAUUACAUUCGUAUUCUGUUUCAAAAUAGAAAAACAAAAUAUUCUAUAGCCUGUAGUUUUCACUGAGAUCAUGGGUAUUUACUGUACUUGCUGGAUCUUGCCAAGGUCACGUACUCUUCCACACUGCCAAAGUGUCUUUUUUACCAAAUUAAAGGUGUGUUUCAAAAUAUGCUUCAUGGCAGUUGUUUAUAAAAAUCAAAGGGGAAAAUUCUUAUUUAUUAAAGUAGUUUAAGUAGAUUAAAAUUUCCAAAGAACUUAAUGGCUAUUUAGGAAGAAAUACCACUCAUUAUAAUUUAAAUAAAGAAUAAAAAUAAAUGUAUUUUGUGAUGGCAUAACUGUAAUUAGAAAAAUACAACUAUGAUGAAAAAUAACUACUUGUAUAUGAUAAUUUUCAAACGGCUUUUUAUGGACCAUCUGUCCUGGUUUUUUUUUUUUUGCCACUGCCCUUCAACCACCUGCUUAAGAAACUUAGUUGUGCUUUCUAAGAUCUUACAUAUUUCUAUCCUGAAAAUUUAGACUUUUUAAAAUACCAAGAAGUCACUGAGUCCUAUGCAUUUGAUUGUGUAUCCUAGUGAUAAAAGAUCCACAUAUUUCAAAGACAGGGUCCUCAUCAUAAUCAGUGCCUUGUAAAAUUGCUGUAAGACUUAAGUGGAGGAAAUAAUUUUAUAGCUAUGUACCAGGGGACGUUUUAUAUGAUUUACUUGUAUAGUGAAAAAGAAAACAAUAUCUGUAUUGUGUCAGCCUAUCAGGAACCAAACGAGCAAUUCGUACAGAUUCUAUUGGCCUUAAUACACAAUGAAAUAUAUGCAUGAUACAGUGCACACACAAGAGCCAUUUUCAGUUAUUGACAUCAACAACCUGUAUACUCUUUGGAAAUCAUUUGUCUAAAUUUACUUUGAAGCACCAACAUAAACUUUCUUGUGUGUCAAUGUAUUUUUCUGUUUACAGGCUUGUGUAAAAGUGAAGUGUAUCUUCAGUGAAUUUUGUGCCAGAUAAGCUUAUAAUAAAAAAAGUGGUUUAAUCUGUCA